Fonsecaea nubica is the source of this 789-nucleotide messenger RNA. RefSeq lists its product as hypothetical. Bases 1 to 789 code for a protein of 262 amino acids. The transcript has a single exon. NCBI's taxonomy places the organism in Eukaryota, Fungi, Ascomycota, Eurotiomycetes, Chaetothyriales, Herpotrichiellaceae. The record is from RefSeq and is a predicted model, not a curated record.
AUGGUAUCCUGUGCCGUUCUACCUCCACGCCUUCCCGCUGGGAUGGCUCCACCCACGGGCAUCGGCGCGUCAGAAGCCUUCAGUUACGAUGAGGCCCUUAACUGGGAACACAACAAAGCCGUACACGAGGAGGAGCCCUCUAGACGCAAGAGUCUAUUUCGUAAAGUUGGCCUCACCACGCAACGGAAAAGGCGGGACUCGGAGGAUGAUCUCCCGCCAUUUGUGAUGCGUCAAAUCCCCUACGAUACCUGGCGAAAACAUUAUGCUAAGGACAGGGAUGGCAACUACAGAGGGACGCAUGCUCCAGCCGAAGAUUGUCUGCUUAAACCAGAGGAUGUACAGAAAUGGCGCCUUGGGGAUCCUCUCACAAACGCGGAUAGAUGGACUCGAGGCAGAGAGGCGCUCCCUGUGUACUCGGAGGUUUCCGCUGAUGGAGCCGUGCCAGAAUACCAAGUCGACUACGAUAAUCCAGACCGCUCUCCGGCCAACGAGGGCAUGAUGGGCCGAGAUGACGACAGGCUUGCAGAAUACUUUGACGCGAGCCAGCUGCACGAGGGGAAGCAGCAGCAAACAUCACCUACCCAGACGCAAACCUGUGGGCACGUCACGCCCACAUCAACAUCGCAACCCGGUUCUCGAUCCCAUGGCCCAAUAUUCGCCGAUGGGAAGACGGCAGAGGAGAUCAUCGAAGAAGCUCGAAAGAAAGGCAGACCCAAGUUGACGUGGAGACAGAAGCUAUCCAACGCUGCCUUGAUGACCAUGGGCUCGGCAUUACCGGGGAGCGUAUGA